This is a messenger RNA of Cimex lectularius (bed bug), 1986 nucleotides long. RefSeq names its product high mobility group protein B3-like. Gene Ontology annotation, cellular component: nucleus. Gene Ontology annotation, biological process: regulation of transcription by RNA polymerase II. Bases 17 to 847 code for a protein of 276 amino acids. The record is from RefSeq and is a predicted model, not a curated record. Gene Ontology annotation, molecular function: DNA binding, bending. The transcript is spliced from 5 exons. NCBI's taxonomy places the organism in Eukaryota, Metazoa, Arthropoda, Insecta, Hemiptera, Cimicidae.
AGAUUCCUGUAUUUCUAUGGGUGAGGAACGUUGGCAAGAAGAAAGCCCAUGGUGGCAUCAAGACCACCAUCACCAGCACAUGUUCUCCUCUUAUAAACCGCCACAAACCGGCAUGGCCGGUGGUAGUUAUUCCAAUCAACCCUCUUCUUACUGGUGGUGUCCCACACCUCAAAUGGACAAUAAUUCGGUCGGGUCCGUCCAUCACAUACAACAACAUAACUCCAUGAGUAGAGGAGCUAUGCCUAAAGCCAUGAAGGGUUCAGAGACUAAACCAAGAGGUAGGAUGACCGCCUACGCAUUCUUCGUACAGAUCUGCAGAGAGGAGCACAAGAAAAAACACCCUGAGGAAAACGUUGUUUUCGCUGAGUUCUCUAAGAAAUGUGCUGAAAGGUGGAAGACCAUGACAGAAAAGGAUAAAAAAAGAUUUCAUGAUCUUGCUGACAAAGAUAAAAAACGUUAUGAGUCAGAAAUGAAGGAUUAUACUCCUUCAGAAAAUGAUAAAGGAAAACGUGGAAAGAAACGUAAACAAAUGAAAGAUCCAAAUGCACCAAAGAGGCCUUUGUCAGCAUUCUUUCUUUUUUCUAUUGAUGAGCGUAGCAAUGUCAAACAGGCUAACCCAGAAUAUACUGCUGGAGAUACAUCAAAAGAGCUUGGCCGUAGGUGGGCUGAGGCCGACCCCGCUGUCAAAAGUAAAUAUCAGGAAAUGGCUGAUAAAGAUAAACUUCGGUAUGAUAGGGAGAUAACAGAAUACAAAAAGAAGGGCAAAUUCACUAGCUCAGCUACACUUGCUGCAAAGAAAAGAAAAAGUGAUGAUGAAGACGACGAAGAAGAAGAGGAUGAUGAGUGAUCAAAGCUUUUAUUUAAUUCGGGAAAUUGUAAAUUUGUUUUACAACCAUCUUUUCUACGGGUUUUAAAUCAUAAUACUUUAUAAGUAGAUCCUACAGAACACUAUAAUACAAGAACUGAUAAAAAAUGAAGAAUUUAUAAAAUUACUAAUUAAAGGUUUGUGUUUGUUUAAUCUUAACAUUUUUUUUUUUCAUUGAUGUUACAUAAAUUAUUUCCUAAAUUUUACUGUUUCUUAAAAGCUCACAUCCCCUCUCAUACUAAAGUGGGGUUACUCAAAUGAAUCAUAUUACCUUUUUUUACUGUCAAGAGACUGUUUGUAAUAGUCACCAAUUUUGCCUUAUUUUUAUAUUAAAAUUUUAUUAGUAAUAGCGUGCCCUGCUCGUAUAAUAAAUAUAUUAUAUACAUAUAAUACUAAAAUAUUACGUACUGUGAAAAAGGAUAUAUUGGUUCUUCAGAGGCACAGAAUUGAUAUUCAUUGCAAAAAUCAAUACAGACGUUUCAUCUUGCUAAUACAAAAUAUCUCAAAAUAGGAUAGAAAAAGCGUCAAAUAUCCAAUAUACAGUCCUCAAUGCAAUGCAGCACAAAUAUAUUACAUUGGGAUGAACAAUUAGUGUUGCUCAGUUAAUUAAAUUAUAAAUUAUUAAUUUUUUUAAAUAAUUAUAAUUCUUUUCUUUUUUUGUUUUGGUUUUGUAAAACUACUUCCUUGAAUCAUUUUUCUAAUACUCUUUUUUUAAUACUUAGAAUUGUACAAAUGAGCACAUAAUUAAUUAUGUUAAUAAUAAGACAAAUUGAGUAAAUAAAUAAAACAUUAAUAUAUAUUUUUACUAGUUGAAGAUGUACAUAAUAUAAAUAACCACUAGUUUUAUUAUUAUGUCAUAAAAUUAUCUGCUGUUGUAUCUAAUAGUAAAAGGAUUAAGGGUUCAAUUGUGGCAUUUAAAAAAAAACUAGUGGUCAUUUUAGUGUAUAAUUUUUGCAAAAAUAAAGUUACGUUUUGUACAUUCCAAUGUUGGAAAUAAAAUUGUAUUAGAGUGGCUCUUAAAUAUCAUUAAGAAAUAAAAUAUUUUUUGUCCAUUAAUUACCAUUUUAGAUUUACUUGUUUAUGGUUUUCAAUAUGCUAUUAAAUUAUUUUAAAUUUGUUGA